GUAUUUUCGAAAUUUACUCAAAUUCACAGAGAUUAGUGGUAACAUUUCACCAUAUGUCAUUUCUUUCUAUAGCCCUAGUCAAUUCUAGGAGCACACCCAUUUCCUCUCUACCGAUCUUUUUUCAGCUAAUGACUUGGAGAAAGGCUCCCUGGUUAUAGACUUCCUUUUUCUUUCCAAGGUGUAGUUAAAUCUCGUGCUGCAAUUCAAAACAAAACUUAUGAGUCUACUCUAGUCUAUAGUUAGUCUAUCCAUGUGGCCAAGCCUCGGCCUGUGUGUCACAGACACAGAGCUCAGAAAGAAACAGUAUUUUAUUGAUUUCUGUGAAACAUUAAGAAAAUUAUAAUCUGCCACAGCCCUAUUGUUUGGAAUAGGGGAUUGACUUGGAAAACUGGCUACUUUGGCGUAUCGUUUGUUUCAAUCUCCACAAGGAAUUUCGAGGAUUUCAGUGCCCUCUGCUGUCUCAAGAUAUUUCAUGUCCUAUACGCCCUAAAGCUGAUUGUUUAAAAUCUGCACAAGGCCUCCUGACUAUAAUAUAGCCUAUCUUGUAUCUUUCCUCAUGUAACCGUACUUAUGUGAAAUCUAGAUGUUAUCUUCCAGGACAGUUUGCAGAGAGUGAAGGAGAAAGCUAUGGGAUUGGCAUAGGAUGAUACUGGUGCAGGUGAUAUUGGGUUACAGAUAGCAUUCUCACUAUCAGUCUAUGGUCUGUCAGGAUGUGACUGAUUUCCAUCAAUUUAUGGUUCAGUGGUUUGAUUAUGAAUUAAGUUUUUUUGUAGCCAGAUGACAUGGGCUGGUCUUCUUGAUGGGAGAUCUAUAAUGUUGUUUUGUUGGAAUUCUAAUGUAGGGAGAUCAUUCGGAUUAUGGAUUAAGUUUUUGCAGAGAGACGACAUGGCUUGGUGAUCUUGAUGGGACAUCUCUUAUGCUGAUCAUAAGGAUUACAGAAUAAAUUUUUGUAGUGAGACGACAUGGGUUGGUGUCCUUGAUGGGAGAUCUCUAAUGCUGUUUUCUAGAGUUCUAAUAUAGGGAGAUCAUAAGGAUUAUGGAUUAAUUUUUUUGUAGUGAAAUCACAUGGGUUGGUGAUCUUGAUGGGAAAUCUCUAAUGAUUUUUCCUUGGAGUUCUAAUGUAGGGAGAUCAUAAGGACUAUGGAUUAGUUUUUCUAGUGGGAAGAUGUGGGUUUGUGUUCUUGAUGGGAGAUCUCUAAAGCUGUGAUCUUGCCAUAUGGAUGGAUUUGUAAUAUAGGGAGAAAAUAGUGUCAUAAGCAUUUGAUAUUUCUUGGGAUUUUCCUGGACUCAGAUGAUUCCACCAAUGAACUAUUUCACAGAUCGUGGACUUUUGAAGAAUUGGGAUUGCAUGAUAUCAAUGGGUUUUUCUGAUUCUUAUGGAAUCUUGAACUGUUGUAUGGGAAUAGUUCUCACAAUGAUGGCCAUGACUGCAUGGUUAUGUAUAAUCAGAAGUUGAAAGGAAGGAAUAGGGGAGAAUAUGGAGGUUGAGGGAGAAGAAAGUAGUUGUAGCAGUGGGCAAGUAUUUGGGACUACUAGUGGAUUGAACUCAGGCAGACGGAGUCUCUCAGAUGGGGAUGGAAAUGAUGUUUUGGCAAGGAGUUGUAGCACUAGUACUGUGGAAGGAAAUCAGGAGACCAGGAGCAGAGGCAGUGGGGCUGUAAGACAGUAUGUUCGUUCCAAAAUGCCUCGCCUUCGUUGGACUCCAGAGCUUCACCAUUCUUUUAUUCAUGCCGUUGAACGACUCGGUGGGCAAGACAGAGCAACACCUAAGCUAGUGCUACAGCUGAUGGACGUGAAAGGAUUGACUAUUUCCCAUGUUAAGAGCCACCUACAGAUGUAUAGGAGCAUGAAAAACGAUGAAAAUGGACAAGGAAUAGGGCAGUCGGAAAGGUUCAUGGAAGGCGCACAGGAAAGUAUUGCAGAUUGCUUCUCUCUUUCAAGAACAACCACGACAGCAAGGUUACGACACUACGAAAAUGAGAGAUUUAUGGUGAAUGAAAAUUAUGAAACUUCCCAUUACUGUAAUCUUCUUCCUCGGCACGCCUUACAAUCUUUUGAUCCUAGCAAUCCAACCAGGCAUAACGGGAGUCCUUGGGCGAGCCAUCGGGAUUGGCUUUUCAGGUCAUAUCAAAACCAAAUUGCCAAUAAUAACAUUUCAAGGCAUUUAUAUGGAUGGGCUACUUCUAGGCAUUUUGAUUGUAAUAAGACCAACCAAAAUCUACAUGCUUUGUCUUGUGGAAACCCCCAAGCAGAGCUCUCAAGUACUGCAGAUGACAAUAAUUGUUCUCUCCAAUGGGGUAAAAGCAAUGAACUUAUAGAAGUUGGGAGUGCGGGAAAACCAUAUAAAGAAGAUCAUAUUAUGCCUGGCUUCACUGGGCAUAUUGAUAACUGGCACGAGCAAAGGCCAAAUACCAGACAUAUAGAGGGUGGUUGGUUGGAUUCUAAUAGUAGUGCUCAAUUGUCCACGAUGGACUCAGAUGAUUUGUCCCACAUAAGACUGGGGGGCCCAUCCUGCAAUAAUUCCCAGAAGAAAUUUUGCCAAACCCUAGCCAAGGCCAGUGAAGCUCAUUCAAAUGCUUUAAAGAAAGGUCAACUGUCUUUGGAGCUCCAGCAGCUACAACCAAGACUACAAAUACAAGAAGAGGAGCAAACUAAGAUUUCUAAACAUCAGGAGCAGUCAAAUGACAAGCCAGAGAGAAAGAGGAAAUCUAGAGAAUCCACCAUUAAUGGAGGUGAUGAUGAGGAUGAAGAGGAAAUUGAUAGUAGAUUGUCUCUUUCAUUAUUCUCCAAACAUAAGAAGAAUGAGGGUACAAAGUUUCUCAACCAGACCGCCAUGAAAGAAGAAGGUGGUUGCAAGCCCAAACAGUUUUUGUUGCAGCAGCAAGCAGAUUGUGUUCCUACCUUAGAUCUGACAAUGUCACUUCGGGCAUUGUAAUGAGCACAAGCCAAAACAUAAGCCGGAAAAUUAUACAAAUAAGGUAAUCCUUUAGAACAUUUUGUGAUUAUGUUUCUCCUAUCUGUGGUUGUCUACAACUGAAUUAUUGCUUAAACUAAUAAAUAACUCUAAUGAUCUUAUUUAUACACAGUCAAACCAGCAGGUUUCUUUGUACACUUAGAAUUGACUUACAAUAAAUUUUCAGAUUUAAUUGCCCGUACUAUGCCUUGACUAGCAAUAUUUUGGCAUGCUUUCAUUUUGUUUUCGAACCACUAAUUUUGGCAGAAAAGUAUUGGUUUGAGAAAGCUGUAUAUUUGGAAAAGUAGAUCAAAUUUAUUGAAAUAUUAAUAAAUCGUACACAUGUUAGUGUCAAAUUUUAAUUUGAGGAUA
Messenger RNA from Cryptomeria japonica (Japanese cedar), 3325 nucleotides. RefSeq lists its product as uncharacterized. Gene Ontology annotation, molecular function: DNA-binding transcription factor activity; DNA binding. The transcript has 6 exons. The record is from RefSeq and is a predicted model, not a curated record. Bases 1478 to 2935 code for a protein of 485 amino acids. Lineage: Eukaryota; Viridiplantae; Streptophyta; Pinopsida; Cupressales; Cupressaceae.